GAGUACGAGCAUACUAUAUGAGAGAGGGAAAGCACAACUGUGUUGAAACAAGAAAGAACAGAGUAAGCAAGACCUACCACAGUCUAGGCAGAUUGUGCACUUAGAGGUGAGUGAGCAUUUGUUUUUGUCACCCUGCUGGAAUGGACUGAUGAAUUAGGACUGGUGAGAUGUGUGCAAGUGGGUGCGUUUGAGGGUGUCAGACUGCGAUCAUCCCAUCGAGUGCUUCACUUCGUUGAAGUUGCUACGAGGCAGUCGUGGGGGACCAAUUUUUCCCUGCAAGGAAAAAAAAAGGCAAAAGAAGGCGAAAGGCUACGAAAAUUGGACUGCUUCCAACUUCGAAUUCCCUUUGGACAUUUUUUUCCACCUCAGCUUCAAUAAGGAACCACAUGUGAAGACUGAUGGGGCGAGGGCACAGUGUUGCUUACCAGAGAAUCAACUUAGCUGCAUCCCUGUCUGCAACACCACAGAGAAUCCAGAGCAGACAGAGGUAAAGAACCAGAGAAAGAGCAAGGGAAUCUGAGUAAUCUCCAUCCAAUCCCCUCUCCCCACCUUUCUUCAUCUGCCUGGACCUUCCUCAGUUGCCCUCUGGUACCCCUCACAGGGCAAGAAGCGUGAAAAAUCUCACUAAUGGGUUUAUUUGCCGUCAGCUCAGCAACGACCUGUCAUUCCUCAGGACCACUCCACUUGACACAUUUCAUAGUUGAGUAAGCUUCACUUUGUUUCUGCCAAAGGAGCUUGAGCCCUAGAAGAUCAAGACCAAGCUGAGGUAUCAGUCAGCUUAUUUCACACCGGGAGGAGAAGUCCCUUAAUCACUUUGCCUGUCUCUUACAGUAUUUUCUUCCAGUGAGGUCAAGCGUAUGAUUAGAAACCAGGGGACAUCUCGCUGUUGCUUUGUAUUUCUCUAAGACGAGUGACCAAGAACUUUCCACAAAGAGAACAGACAAAGAGAGUGAGUCUGACCCAACAACAUUCUUCUGGCUGGUGGACUGAAGAUGCAUUGCUGGCUGCUAGCUGUGGUGACGGCAGUGCUCUGGAGCCAGUGUAUACUUCUAGGGUGGGCUGAGGGUAGGAAGGUGCGGAAGAGGCCGAAGGAGCUCACGCCACAACACACUGAAGCAUUCAACACCACCCUUUCCAACAGUGAGGAACUGGAUGGCAGUACAAAGCCUGGUCCCCCAGGUCCUCCUGGGCCUCCAGGCCCUCAGGGACCCCCAGGAUCCCCCGGGGCAGAGGUCACUCAAGAGGUCCUGCUGCAAGAGUUCAAAAAAAUGAUCAAAGAGGCCACAGAGAGGCGAGCAGCAGUGGACAAACCCAACGAGCCUAGUCAGUUGCCCACAGCUCUCAUUACCCUUGAGGGAAUGACCUCCUACAGGAGAAUUGAGGAAGCCUUCCACUGCAAACUGAGAGGUCCUGUAGUUGUGGACAAGAAGACUCUGGCAGAGCUCCAGGACUUUCAGACACCUCCUGCCAAAGGUGCCUUCCUCAGAGGGACAGGGAUGGAUCAGUCCACUGGCAGAUUUACAGCUCCCGUAACUGGAAUUUACGAGUUUUCUGCCAAUGUUCAUAUUGACCACACUGAGGUGAAGAAAAGUAAGAACCAGCUGAGAGCCAGAGACAAUGUCAGAGUUUUGAUCUGCAUUGAAUCACUCUGCCACAGAUAUACAUCCUUGGAAAUGAUUGUUGGUCUUGAGAGUAACAGCAAGAUAUUUACAGUGUAUGUCCAUGGACUGCUGGAACUCCAGGCUGGGCAGUACACUUCCAUAUUUGUGGACAAUGCAGCUGGAGCAUCCAUCACAAUACAGAAUGGUUCAGAUUUCAUGGGCAUGUUGUUAGGUGUAUAGCCUUGUUUUAUAGCCAGGCUAUAUCUGGCAGGCCACAUUAGACUGCAUAGCAACACGUUGGACAAGCACCCAGCACACUGCACCAGAUCUGUUCAUAAGAUAUUAUUUGACUGCUGCCAUGAAAGCUGUUGGCUGAUCCAGCUUCAUGGAAGAGACAUGUACAUACUGAAACCCACAAAGCAACUAGAGACAGUUGGAUACAAUCUAAAAGACUCACCUGAGGAUAGUCCAUAUCUGCCUUUUUUCUGUUCCAUCUACAGUGAGGUUCUUGCAUCAUAAGAUCAACAAUUUUUCAAAACCAAAAUCAUUGGUCUCUGUGUUCUGAUUGGAUGCUACAGACAGACCCAAUUAUGUGAUAUAUAGCUGUAUACAAAUAUAUUUUUGUUGUUAUGUCAUCUGUCUCCUAAUGAUGUUUAUAUACACAAGUUGUUUUCUACAAUAAGAGGUUUCUUAGCGUGUGAACAAUACAAGAGCUAAUCUAUGGGUAUAUACAGUAUAUGGGCUUAAUGGUCUAAUAUCUUUUGGAGGUGAAAAAUGCACACUUCCUAUUGUGCAUACAUGACUGUAUUUUGUAUUUUUAAAUAUCACAAGCUAUACAAAAUUGUAUUUACUAUGAAGCUCCAAAACGCAUGUUUUAGGAUUUUUUGACUUUACUUUUUCUCCCCAAUUUGGAAUUCCAAAUACAUUCUAAGUCCUCGUGGCGGCGUAUUGACUUGCCUCAAUCUAGGUGGUGGAGGACGAAUCUCAGUUGAAUCUCAGUUCUGAGCCAUCAAUCCGUGCAUCUUAUCAUGUGGCUUGUUGAGUGUAUUACCACAGAGACAUAGCGCAUGUAGAGGCUUCACGCUAUUCUCUGCAGGAUCCAUGCACAACUCACCAUGUGUCCCACCGAGAGCGAACCACAUUAUAGCGACCACGAAGAGGUUACCCCAUGUGACUCCCUAGCAACCGGGCCAAUUUGGUUGCUUAGGAGACCUGGCUGGAGUCACUCAGCAUGCCCUGGAUUCGAACUUGCAACUCCAGUGGUGGUAGUCAGCGUCAAUACUCGCUGAGCUACCCAGGCCCCAUGUUUUAGGAUUUUGAUUAUUGAUAAACAACAGAUUUUCCAUUAUGCUUGGCCAAAAGAAGGAAACAGCCAAAUAUAAAGAUAAGCAAAUCAGUGACUAUGAGUCUGUUUUUAUGUCCAGUUGCUUAUCGUCCCAGACAUUAGCACUCAUCCAGGAGUGUGUGAGUAUGAACUUGGAAAGCAGCUGCAAUGAUAGACAUGUUAGAGUCCUGCUGAGUUUUCGUUUUGUUUACUGCAAUGCCAGAUACGUCAUAAAUUAACACUCUUUUUUAACAUCUCCUUGGGAAACUAAGCAUUCUAAAACUUCUCUCUUUUUGGAUGUGUGUUGCUCUGAUGUUUUUAAUCUUUUUGUAUAAAUGUUUAUUGUUUGAUUAGCUUCAGUAAAUACAGAAAUUAAGAUACACAUAUAUGAACAUAUGCAAAUUGAAUAAAAAGGCUUUUAGGCUUCCAAUAGAUCUCAAUACAAGUGAAAGUUAUGUUGCUUUACAAUAGCUUGUAUUGUGGUGUAAUGGAAAUUAAAUGACAUUCAAUAAAUGCUUAAUAUAUCUAUUCACCUGGACAUACUUGCGGCUGUCUCAAAGCAAAUUUUUUUAGCUUUGAAAUCUGGCAAACAUUCUUAAUUCUCUGCUCAAUAAAGUAGAUGGGACAUGCUCCCAGUGCUUUUGCAAUUUCAUAAGCAGCAGUGUGGAAAAUGUUUCUUUGCAUCAUUUGCAUCGUAAAUAAUCUAAGAUACAUCAAGUACCUUGGCAAACAUGCACACAUCUGACAGACUGAUGGUGGUAUGGGCCACCUGGGCACACUAGAAAGUGAUCUCUGAAAUCCAAUCAUUUUGGUGUCAUUUAGUCUUUUCAUCUAGUGUCAUUUAGAAUAUCCCACACAAGGGACUCACAGUUGCACAGGUGUUUUUUCUACAACACCAGUGGUUUUCCUGCUAGCUACUGUGCCUUCAAACCUCAUCUUGAAUUAAUAAGAGAUGUUGCUUGUUUAGAGAUCAAAUGUUUGCUUUAGACGCUUUUUUACACUAUCAAAUUUGUUUUUGAUUUCCUGAUUGCCAUUUAAUAUAUUUCUGCAGAAUGCAUUGUGUUGGGCAGGUUCUGCUUUAGUACUAUUCUAAUCACAUCUCUCAUGACCAAAAAUGUUAAUACCACAGUUUGUGUAGUAUAAAACUUUGUGAUUCAAUUGUCAAUCUGCAGUAAAUCCACCUGCUGUUACUGUUUAAUGACACUAUUUGUUUCUACGCAUGAGUAUAUACUAUGAGCUACACUAUAAAAAGUGCUAACAUGCAACUUUAGGAUCUAUUUCUUCCCUUAAAAUAUCCUUUGUUGGUGUAACCUAAUAUUCAGGUUGAUUCUGUUAGGAAUUCCUUGUCUUGUUUCACUGUUGCCCUUUGUCUGCCACCUUUGCAUUCCUUAGUUUUCACUUUUGUCUUUUGGUUAGCCUUCGUGUUCACUUGUCAUUGUUUAGAACUACACUUCCCAGAAUCCACCUGCCAUCUUCACUGCCAUUUUGUUCAUUGUUUUCACCUGUAUCUCACUCAUUCACUCACUGUGUAUUUAAGCCCUGCUUUUUGUCGUUCGUUGAAUGUUGUUAGCCUGGUGUGUGUUCCCUGCCUGUGUUUUCUAGUUUUAUGUUUAUUUCCCCAUUGAGGGUUUUCCUUUGUGUUUUUUUUCUUGCUUGUUUAUAUAAUAAAGUGUAACUGCGUUUAGAUCCGCAUCUCCUCGUCUGCCUUGCUGCUCAAUCGUGACAGAACGAACGACCCAAUAUGGAUCUAGCAGCUUACCUGAUGGAACUGACCCAGGCGGAGUUGACCAUCCGCGAGUACUCCCACUUCUUUUCCGCUGUUGCCAUCCACACCGGCUUCGACGACACAUCCCUGAAAACCAUCUACCAGCUCGGGCUACCAACGUACCAGCUGAGGGGAUUGCCGAACUCCGGAGACCUCACGUGGAGGGAAUAUGUGGAUCUAGUCUUGGGAGUACUCGCUGCCGGGGAACCACCUCUCUCGAUCCCGGUUUCCGCCACUGGGCUUUCCGUGCCUGCCACGGCCAGCGAGCCAGAGCCCACGCCUGCCACGGCCAGCGAGCCAGAGCCCCAGAGCCCACGCCUGCCACGGCCAGCGAGCCAGAGCCCACGCCUGCCCCGGUCUGCGAGCCAGAACCCUCGUCAGCUACGGUCUGCGAGCCAGAGCCCUUGUCUACCCCGGUCUGCGAGUCAGAGCCCUUGUCUACCCCGGUCUGCGAGUCAGAGCCCUUGUCAGCUACGGUCAGCAAGCCAGAGCCCUCGCCUGCCCCGGUCUGCGAGCCAGAGCCCUCGUCAGCUACGGUCAGCGGGCCAGAGCCCUCGCCUGCCCCGGUCUGCGAGCCAGAGCCCUCAUCAGCUACGGUCAGCGAGCCAGAGCCAGAGCCCUCGUCAGCCACGGUCAGCGAACCCAAGCCAGCGCAUACCACGGUCACCCAGCCAGAGCCUGUCGCCUCAGAGGUCCCUGAGCCAGCGCCUGUAGCCUUGACCGUCCCUGAGCCAGCGCCUG
Xyrauchen texanus (razorback sucker) is the source of this 5431-nucleotide messenger RNA. It is a transcript of the gene c1qtnf12, whose product is annotated as C1q and TNF related 12. Bases 993 to 1841 code for a protein of 282 amino acids. NCBI's taxonomy places the organism in Eukaryota, Metazoa, Chordata, Actinopteri, Cypriniformes, Catostomidae. The transcript is spliced from 7 exons. The record is from RefSeq and is a predicted model, not a curated record. Gene Ontology annotation, molecular function: hormone activity.